Messenger RNA from Drosophila nasuta, 1814 nucleotides. RefSeq lists its product as uncharacterized. Lineage: Eukaryota; Metazoa; Arthropoda; Insecta; Diptera; Drosophilidae. The coding region runs from base 54 to 1787 and encodes 577 amino acids. The record is from RefSeq and is a predicted model, not a curated record. Gene Ontology annotation, cellular component: cytoplasm. Gene Ontology annotation, molecular function: glycosyltransferase activity. The transcript has a single exon.
CAACGAGAAGCAGAGGUAGCUUCGUCAAGCUAGCGCUACUGGCGUUACUGAUAAUGUUUGCGUUCUUGCUGCUGCUCAAUUCGCUGCACAACACGGAUCUCGAUCUGCGGCAAUUGGAGCAGCAGGAACUGCAGCAAUCCCGACGCGAGUUUCAGCUGCGACAACGCGAAUCACUCAAUCAGAAUCGCAUACUCAAAGCCCUCGAACGCAGUUUGCCACCCGUAAGCAAGGCGACGCCGCCGCCCAAUCAAACUGUGGAGGAGCCCGUCGAUGAGGAGAUGGUCGAGCAGCUGGAAUACGAACUGCCUGAGGUCGACUAUAGUUUUUGGUAUCAUCAUGCCAAGCCACAGAAUUAUAGCCUCGGCCAAAAUUGUUCGAUUUAUCCCGAUCCGCUGGAUCUGCAGCUGCACAACACCUAUUGGCAGACCUUUAACAAUGCCAAUGUCACAUUUCGCAUGUUUGCCGCUUACCUUGAUUUGCGGAAGGGAGUUAAGGGUCGCGGCAUUGUCCGUGUGCUGGCGACAGCCAAUCAAAUCGAUGCUAAAUUCCCACCCACACAAUGUCAGCUGUGGUAUGAGAAUUAUACGCAUCCGAUUAUGGUCAACGUCACCGAGUUUAUGAGCACAUGGUACAAAUCUUGGGGCUCACGCAAUAAUUACAAUUACCCACAUUUGCUGAGCUGUCCCGUACCCGAUGCUCUGCCGCCCCCGUUGGGUCGCAGUAUUCCACGCACUGUCUCCCUAUCGAGCAGCAGUUGUGAAUAUGCCACCAACUCGUUGCGCAUUCACUACGAAAAUUCGGCCAAUCUUACAGCACGUCCUGGCACAACGAAUGAGACAUCCGUUCCGAGUCGUCCGUUUAGUUUUGGCGUCUGUUUGAAGGGUUUCGAUUUUCCGUAUGCUGAUCUAUCGGAGCGAAUAAUCGAAUGGUUUGAGCUGCAUCGUUUAAUGGGCGCCACCAAGAUCUAUGCGUAUAUGUAUGAUGUACAUCCGGCUGUGCAGCGUGUGCUCGACUAUUAUCAGCGUACCGGCUACCUCGAGAUGCAGCAGCUUACGAUGGCGAAUGGGAUGCCAAGGCUGCGGCAUUAUCAUCAUCUCUUCAUCCAUCGUCGCAUGCUGGCCAAGCGGCUGAAUGAGUUGAUAGCUUACAACGAUUGCUUCUAUCGCAACAUGUAUAAGCAUGACUUUAUGGUCAAUGUGGACAUCGAUGAGGUGAUUAUGCCGCAGGGCGCUAUGCGCACCUGGCAAGACAUACUGGAUAACGAUAUACCGAUAACGAAAAUGAAAUGUGCGAACGGACAUAAUAGCUAUUGCUUCAUCAAUGGCUACUUCACCAAGGUGGUGCCCGAGGUGCGCAAUCACGAGCAACUUGAGGCCGAUGAGCUGUAUGUGCUGCAGCAUACGAUGCGAUUUCGCAAUUAUUCGAAGCCCGGAUACGCGACGAAGUGCUUUCACGACACACGCUAUUCGGAGGCGUUGCACAAUCACUUUGCGCUCAGAUCGAUGAAAGGCGGUUGCGGUGCACGCACAUUGCCCACUGAUUUGGCCCAAAUGCAUCAUUAUCGCGAGCCGGACAAUAAGUAUAACAUCGACACCGAUUUGAUUGAGGAUCGCAAUGCCUGGAAGUAUGCACCAGAGUUGCGUUCGGCUGUCGAACAUGUGUGGCUGCAUUUGGGUGAUGUGCUUCUUCUCAGUUCGUUCACCGAGGAGCAGCGCAUGCUGGAGGAUCCCGAUACGGAUGUACAGGAUCCCGAGCAGCAGCAGCAGACUACAAAAGACAAGAUUUAGUUAGUGAUUAAAAUAUUUUGUUUACAU